UCGUAUAUAUGUAUAUGUAAAUUUUAAGUAACAAUUUCAAAGAAAAAAAAGGAAAAAAUUUACAAAAAUAUUUUCACCUGUCAAAGAAGUUGAACUGCAUGGAAAUGGAUGGAACCGAGCUGGGAAAAUUUUUGGAGAGUCAGAGUGUUAAUUGGUUGCGGGGAUUAUCGCGGGGUCAGAUCAGUGCUUGUGACAGGCUGUUCCGUGCCCUGCGGGACGACACGGAACAGGAGUCGACGUAUCGCGUAUCCCGCUGCAUGAACUAUUUGGGACUUCGGCCUAUGGUGUCAUCUUCCCGAAUCAAGACCAUCAUGAAAAUCAGUCAUGGCAGCGAACUGGCCUUUCUCUAUUUCCUUUGGGAGGCAGAGUACAAGCCGAUCAAAAACUCUACCGAUACUGAGGGCGCCCAUACAAAUUUCACGGUCAACGAACAAUUGCUUCUCUCGGCCAUCGCCCACCUGGAUAUGCCGGCCACCUUGCGCGAGUUGGACCGACUGCUGCCCCCACCCACGCACUCUAAGAAGUUGCGACGCGGGGGCUGUACUAAACUAAGGCACGAAUCGGUAACACAACCUAAGCCCAAACGCGGUGAUAAUGUGACUCCAUACUUUGCACCUCUGCCGCGGCCAAAGCUGUUCAAGCCGACGGAGAAGAAACAGUGGGGACCUCCCGAAAGCAAGCUGCGCUUUCCCGAAUACGCCAAAUAUAGGGGGCUGUACGAGAUCCCAGAGGAGAACUCACGAUGGUUCUCUCACUACCAACUUUCCCCAGGCAAGCGGGUGAUCAAGAAACUGCUGUCAGACGAGCUAAACCGUCUGAUUUUGGACCCCACUAUAAUGGGCGUUGAGGAGGGGGAGUCCUUGUGCCACACCCAUCGCCUAAUAAAAAAAGCAGCGGAAAAAAAGCAAGAGGAGAUGACCCACGCAGUUUUCCAGAGAUACUUGUCCCUACUCGACGUAUCGGGCUCUAUCCUAAAGGCAUCUCGCAAGCGGGUCAUACAGAAUCUAGAAAGAGAUAUCGAGUGCGCAGCCGACAAGAUCCGACAUUUCUCACGGCGAAAGUUGAUCGAAGUCAGGAAAAUUCGCAGUGGGAAAGUGGACGGAACUUGUCAGCUGUGUACUCACCUCGUGAGCACGCCUCAUAUGAAGAGAGCCGAUAGGGCCGAUUUGUCGAUCCUUUUGGGGUCCGAUUUGAACCCAAUAGCCCAUCCGCUGCCCCAAGAUGAUGGGCUGGUAAAAGUUAUAGAGCUGCAGGGUCAGCAUCCAAAAGGCCAAUGUGGAGCCGGAGAUUGCAAACUGGUGGAAGUGGGCGAUAUAUUGAUUAAACCAAGUGAAGAGGGAAACCAGCCGCACAAAAGAAAGACCCGUAAAAAGUCCAGCCUUAUAAAGAUUAAGAGAAGGGGGCGGUCAACCCAAAAGGGUUCCAAGGUUCUCACCACUGACUUUAAAAUUCUCACUGAUCUCAUUCCUCCCUGUAGUCGUACUCUACAGUGUCCACGUCAAGACCCGGUAUACCAAGAGCCAGACUGUUUUACAACAAGGACCGACCAUGGCAUAGAGUUUGAUUACUUUAAAAUAUUUAUGAUACCAGGCCUUCUUGACGUUCAAGACGUGCAGCCGCAAUCGGAAGACUUUCCCGUGGAUCUGGAGGAUAAGCAGCCGCUAAUCGAGAAACUUUGCAUUGCCGCUCUAACCAGGAGCAACGGUGCGAGUCCAAGGCCACAUAUAGAGAAUGAAUGGUCCUCGAAAGCUGUACUCAAAGCGGCCGCAAGCUGCGCUAUGGGAGUAUUUAGAGAAAAUGCGUCCUUAAAAGAAACUUCAAUGGCAGCUGAAGAAAAAGGGGAGCAGGAGUCGAGGACGGCGCAGAAAGUGAAGCUCAUUAAUCCGGACGACAGGCAACAGAUCGAGAGUCUGCUAAAGUCAGCCCUGAAGGUCAUGAAGCUAAAUCCCAACUAUGUUCUAGCGACAUUUCCCAAUGCGCACAAGUUGCCCAUGCUGAUAGACUGGGUGUCAAAUCGCUAUGGAAAGGUAUACACACGCAAGGAGAUGCAAGCUUUCGUCAAUACCUCGCGUCAACUCAUUGAAAGGAUCGGUCAACGGGAAAUGGCCCGUCAGAAAAAGAUGCUGAAUGUGAAAACCCGCCCUGACAGUGGUUUGGUCAGCUAUGCCCACAAAAAAGCCCUCAUAUGCCAAGCCAAGCAACUGAAACGGGAAUACUACGGCCAACUUAAUCAGCUGGCUCUAGAGGAAACGCGUCUUACUUGGCUGGCGCUGCGCGGUGACUCCCACCUGGGUGGAUACAUCGGGGACACCUUCUUUGCCUACAUGCCAGCUAACGAAGCUGACCUGAAGCGUCAUAAUCUGUGGCAAUCGCGGGACUAUCGCGACAUGGUCGAAAACCGGCUGAUCAGUGAGCGACGCCGUCUUGUAUAAGAUCGUGUAUAAGAGUCCGAGAUGACAGUGUGGAGCACUUACAUCACGUCAUACAUAGGUAUUUACUUGUGAUAUGCUGCAUACUGCCCUCCUGGGCCACUACACUAUAAUAUUGAUUCAGGAAUAGAAUGCGUGAAAGAAGGGAGGACUGCACAUUUCCAGGAAUUCUUGAUAAGCGGAAAUAACAGAAAUGUUUCGCCAACGGAAUGGGGUCGCUUUAUCUCCUGAUCUGAUUAGUGGCGGACCCCAGAGCCAAUGCACCGAAUCAGGCCAUGCUGUCAUUGUUCAUUGAAAAUAUCCAAUGAAAAUUGUCAUUUAAAUUUUCAGUCGCCUACUUAUGUAAACCAAACUAUGUAUAAUCCCAAUUAAAAAUGCUGAUGCCCAACUAAAGGGACUUAUACCAGACAAACAGACUGUCUGACAGACAAUGAAUUCCAAACAUGACCAAACAGAGGCUUAGUUACAGAUUUUCAGCUAUCUCGCAGUUCCCAGACUUCCAGGGCCGCUCCUAUCGGUUUUGGGUAUAUGGAGAGCUCUGUGGGUCGCGCCACGCACCGCUGUUGCUCAUUAAUUAAAAAUGAAAAAAAAGGGAAAUCACCAACAUGCAGGCAUGACAUCAACGAUGCAAACAAGAGGCAAGCUGCUGCCGUGUAAUAGCGGUCCAGUGACGCACGUGACGCGUGUGGCAUGGUACUGACAAUUCCAAAUCGACUCGCUGACAGGCAUAUGACGCGGACAUGCCCAGGACAGGGCAGAUGAUUCAAGCGCGUUGGUGGUUGCCCCCAGAAGUUUAUAUAUUGAAUCAGUAAAGCAUGUGACAGGAUUAUGAUAUAAAUCAUUGGAUACUUUACGGCAAUCGAUUUAAGUAAAAAUCUUCAGGGCUUAAACCAGUAAAAAUGUAUCAGACAGAUGUAACCUACAUAUUUCAGAAUAAUUUGUAGGUUCUGUUGGGUACUCAAUUGAUUCCAGAUGCGGUGAGUGAGCAGCACCCAAUUCAAAUCACAAGCAUAUCCCCAGGCGAAUGUAUUGUUGCGGACACAGCAGAGAACUGUCAGAUAACCGACGGCUAAUACAAUGAGUAAGACCACCCCUGUUCAAUAAUACACCCUGGAGACGGUUCCCCCAUUGCCAGGCAUUAUAUUCAAU
Molecule: messenger RNA, 3578 nt
Organism: Drosophila obscura
Lineage: Eukaryota; Metazoa; Arthropoda; Insecta; Diptera; Drosophilidae
Exons: 1
Coding region: 99-2432 (777 amino acids)
Source: RefSeq, a predicted model, not a curated record